AAAGUGAGACAGAACGCGAAAAACAUUAGAUUUCAGGGAACGAAUGAGAAGUUAAUAAAUAACAUAAAUAUAAAUAACGAAAUCACAAACAAAUUUUCAAGAAUUUGGGGACUGCUGUUGCCUGAGUCUUUCUCUGAUCGCCUCUUGGGAGUUAAAUUUGAAUUGAUCGUAGUUUUAUGUUGAAUACGCGGCACAUGGAGGUUAAAGGCUCUAUUUCACUUUGGCACGGUAAAAGACUAUGGAGAGUGCAUCGCUCAUUAUCGCUACAAUAAACAGGGGGAAGAUGUAAAACCAAUAUCCUUGUCACGUUUCGUUAUUUAUGGAUGAUUCCUCAAGCAAUAUUGAGCAAUUCCUCUAUUAAAACCAAGAAUUAAAACACGCUAUUAGCUUUAUUUCUGCAAGCAGCACUAGACCCCGGUUGAUAACGAUCGGUACAAACAAUGUUCCAGUAGUAAUAGUUAUAACACAACACAGCGAAAACAACAAGAUGUUGUAACGAUUAAUUGCCCUGCCACAUUGGCGCUGGCUGACAGUCUGGCGAGAGGCAGGGUUCUAAAACGUGUUCUUAAUUGUGUUUUGGAGCGCGCGCGCGCGCAAGCAACUUGCGGCGAGCGCCGCCUGGGGAAUCGUUUUGUAUUUGUUAUGGUAAAACAUGGCGAGUGGAAUAUUGAAUUAGCUACGCAGCACCAUUGAAAUGUAAACUCAAUUUUCUCAAGCAAAAAUGUUUGCAAGAUUAUGCUGGGUACACGCUGUGCAAGACAAGGCUGCAGGUCAUUAUCAGGAGGUUGUUUUUUUUAAUGCACAAAACAAGUCCAAUUGGGGUACAGGUAGUGUGUGGUUGGGUCGAUUUUUUAACCGCGACCAAAUGGACCAAAAAGUCCCUUGUUUACCGGAAACAUCCGGCCGGACAUUUAAAACGCCAUCAACUGUUCAACAGACGAGCUUCACGAUCGGGAAUCGUGUUCCAAUUGGAACGACGAUCCGAUGUAAUCAACAGAAAUCGUUUACUUCUAUUACCGCCCAUUAUCCAUCCUUUCAGCCAUAACCUCCCCCCGAAAAUAAAGGUGCCAUUUUCGUAAUGCAUUUUAAAUUCCCAUUCCCUGUGCCACGUGUUUUGAAUGUUUUUGAAUAUUUUUUUUUAGGUUGAGUUGCGUUCGGGUGGGCUAAUUUAAUUCCAAAGCGAAACAGUAAACAAAUGAGCGAAAUCGAAUUGGUAAAAAUGUGUAUGUGUGUGUGUGUGUGUUAGAAAAAUUAUUUUCCACUUUGGCACUUCAUACACGCCCGCGUACUUUUCUCCAUUCCUCCUCACGGCCCUUUGCUGUACGUUUCAGAAAACAUAAUUCCAUUAUUACCCUGACUGGCCCGGCUCCCCUCCUGUUUCACUGUUUCCGCUAGCCACCGGCAAAAAAGGGAACUUAUCAUUCAUUCGUCGCGCCCUUCGAUCCUCUCCAUCACCACCAAUAAAGCUCCCCAAGAAGAAGAGGAGAAAAAAAAAUCAUUAUUAUGCGUCAACCGUGUCCCUUAAUCAAACGCGUUCGUCGCCAGGCCAGCGUGCACCCGACCGUGGCUGUCCCUUUCGCGUUAGUGUUGUUUCUCUAGUCAGACGACCCAGUCGGAUCUGAGGGUCGGAGGGUUUCGAGCACGCAUUUGCGUUGUAUCCGGGUUUGCCUGUGGGCGCCACUCACACUGCGUUUGCUGAUAGACAGUUUAUCUUUCUGCAACUUGCAAGUGCAGCAAAUCGGAAGUGUGGGUGUUCUUUGUACACAGAUAAGAAAGCAGGGCAACGAGCGGGAAGGGGGAGUCUGCGUGCGAUGCGUCAACACGGUGUUGUGCACCGAAGCCCACAGCGUAACCAGCAUUCUCCAAACCACCCGGAAGGAGCAUCGGCCGACGCGGGGCAGGCAACACCUGGCUGGUGGCAAGCGCUAGAUACGCGGAUUGCUGAUUGAUUGUACCAGCAGCUCGUCACGUUCGUCGCGCGCUUGAUGAAAUCGCGCACCGUUACACGCGGAACGAUAAGCGUUACAUGCUGACGCGGCGAGACCCAUUUCGGAUGAGCUGCGGAUGCACGGCCGGGUUCUAGCGAGCUACUGCAUCGGUUCCCUAUUGCUCAGACGUGUCACAUUCUUUUCCGUUGGCUCGUUGGAAAAAAAGAAAAUAACGCGCUCGAACGCAACCCGUCACCGUGUGGUCACACGCCCGAUUGGAGGGGUAGAAAGUUAGCACCCCUUAGCAGCGCAGUAGUAAUUGAUUGCGGUAACGGUAGAAUGCGGUCACCGGUGGGGUGGUGCUAAACGGCGGAACAAACUCGCCAGACGACCCCCGUGCAACCCCUGCGAGAACCGAUCGAGCCCCACAAGCACCAAGCAAACACAGACGAGCGGAGCGCUAGUUUUGCAUGGUAGACACGUUCUACCGGGAGCAGGGGAACCGAUGCCCGUGAUAGCUAGUGACCGUAGCAAUGGGCUCGGCACCUGACCCCGGGGGCCGACGGGACGACGGCGCACACCAUUAGACUUCCCCAUCCAGCGUCAACUUCUGCUGCUGUGCCCGGUUGUGCAUUGUAUCGCCUUUCCAGACCGAGAGCAACCAUCAGCAACAUCUCGCGAGCGAACCAUAUCGACGCUUUACCUCCUUCCCCCUUUUCUUCCUUCUCUUCUCUCCCUUCUACUCCCGCGGUCGCCAACGGAGCGCCGGCUACGUCAAUUUUGCCAAUAUAUCUUCCAACGCGCGGCGCUCAUCACUGGAGCGCUCUGCACGUGCCGGGCGGACCGGGGGAACCGAUACAGGCCGAAUUAAUUGCACAAACGCGUUCGUUCCUUUAGCUUUAACCUUUUAACUAUCUUAACUAACAGCGCUGAACUGAAACAAACAAAAAACUGAAGAGAAAAAAAAACAUAUCGCCUGCGAUCGCUUCCGGGACAAAAGCACGCUAAGGAAAUAUUCCGCAAGCAGUUGAAGAACGCGGUCACAAAGAAAAGCGACUAAUUAACGCCAAAACCCCGUUCGUUCGUUUGUUGACCGGGUAAGUGGCUAAUCUUUUAAAGCUGAUAAGCGCCAGAACGCCGCCGCUGUCACUAUUGUUUCGGACGCUGGUCCGGGUGCACGUUGACGAAAUCGGAACCCGCCGCUUGUCUACACACAAGCCCCGCGCACAUACGCGAGAACGGCGUGUUGAAUCUUAGCCUCCUAGGAGAAAUCGAAGCAACCGAAGCGUACUAGAGAAGGUAGACAUCAUGCGGUUAGUGUUGCGCAACCGCAAGCUCCCGUUGGCCGCCGUCGGCUGCCUGGUCGGGCUGGUGUUGCUCUGGAAAUGGGCGGACGUGCGAUCGAUGUGCUGGGGCGGCAGCAGCAGCAGUGCCCACAGUGCCGGUGUCAUGGUGCGAGAUGAACAGACGGCGGAAGGUGGAGGCAACUAUCGGUACCAUCGGAACAUGCCGCUAAUAUUUAUCGGCGGUGUGCCCCGUUCCGGUACCACGCUGAUGCGCGCCAUGCUAGAUGCCCAUCCGGAAGUACGCUGCGGUCAGGAAACGCGCGUCAUACCACGCAUCCUGCAGCUGCGCUCCCACUGGAUGAAGUCGGAGAAGGAAUCGGUCCGGCUGGUGGAGGCCGGCAUCACGAAGGAGGUGCUGAACGGGGCGAUCGCCCAGUUCUGUCUCGAGAUCAUUGCCAAGCACGGCGAUCCGGCCCCGCGGCUCUGCAACAAGGAUCCGCUCACGCUCAAGAUGGGCUCGUACGUGAUCGAGCUGUUCCCGGCGGCCAAGUUUCUGUUCAUGGUGCGGGACGGGCGGGCCACCGUGCACUCGAUCAUCUCGCGCAAGGUUACGAUCACCGGGUUCGAUCUGACCAGCUACCGGCAGUGCCUGACCAAGUGGAACCAGGCGAUCCAGACGAUGCACGAGCAGUGCAAGGAGAUUGGCAGCGACCGGUGCAUGAUGGUGUACUACGAGCAGCUGGUACUGCACCCGGAAGAGUGGAUGCGCAAGAUACUGCACUUUCUCGACAUUCCCUGGAACGACUCCGUGCUGCACCACGAGGAGUUCAUCAACAAGGAGAACGGGGUUGCACUGUCGAAGGUGGAACGGUCCUCCGAUCAGGUCAUUAAGCCCGUCAAUCUGGAGGCACUGUCCAAGUGGGUCGGCAAGAUACCGAGCGACGUGAUACGGGACAUGGCAGACAUUGCCCCGAUGCUGUCCGUGCUGGGCUACGACCCGUACUCCAACCCACCCGACUACGGGAAGCCCGAUUCGUACGUCCAGGAGAAUACUUACAAGGUCCGGUCCAAUCCACAGAUGUGGGAGCACCGGGCAAAGGAGUUGCUGAACCGGGACCCGCUCGCCGACAACGUGCCACCGAAGGCGAAGGAUACCGACGAGGACGACUACGGCGCUGGCAGCAAGGAUCGGAAAUCGUGAUGAAAUCGCUGUCGAUGCUGCUGCGAUAGCAAGUGAACCGUUUUUAACCGAUGUGCGGCGGCUCGAGUCGCUGCUAGCCGCUAAAACUCGGCCACAACAACAACAAAAACAGUGCAAUAGCGCCGAUGCGAUCUACACAAAAAGACUUUGGUGGUUUAUGUUUAUAGUUUUAGUUGACUGUGGGUGUAAGCACUGCAAUGUAUCUAUAUUUUGCAGCUUUAACUAAUUAGGGCCAUAGCAAUACAAUGGAAAAACUGAUAAAGCUGGCAACAGCAACACAAAAUUCCCCCGCAAAAUGAUGCAUUAGAAAACGCAACACCGACACGACUGUCGUUAUACGGCGGCUUGCUAGACCUCUUUUUUGUUUCUUUAUCCCACAACUGCGACCGUGCUCGAUCGCGCUAGUAUAAUAGAUACGUCCUGUGGAAGCCGGAGAGCCUACAUCCAGUGCAGAUUUGUAUGCGUGGUUUGUUAUGCAUGAGGAUGGACGUAAAGAAAUAGUGUCGAUCUAACCAGGGGAGUCAUCGCGCGUCGUGCAAUCGCAGGUGAAACCUUUUAUAGUCAAAAAAAUAUCCCUCCGCCCACGCCCGUGAGCAAUGGAAGUGACUGGUAGCGUAGCAUAGAGCUCUGGGAGAUGGGACAGCAACAACGAGUGUACUUGCGUACAGUAGUGUAGUUAAUGUAAACAGGAUUGACGGCAUAGCCCGGCGGCCCAGCACGGCGUGCUCUGCUGUGAGCGGGCCAAAGAAGAAGGGAGGGAAUUUAUUAUGAUAUGAAAUAUAGCUGUGCUCGUGGGGCGGUUUUGUAACAACUGCGAACACGUCGCAGUUUAUCAACUAACUUUUAAUAGCAAGCCAAGAACUGUAAUAAUGCUAGACAAGCUGAUUUACUGCAGCACAUUAGCCACGUAAGGUUAAGGGUAAUUGGGACGAUAGGACGAGGUAUGUGAAAAUUACAAGAGUAGCAAAUAUCGACGAAUGCACUAUGAAUGGAUGCAUGAGUUCGUUUACCUAAAAAAAAAACAAACAAACAAACCCAGUUCCUUGUAAGACUCGGACGCUUCAUCACAGAACACAGCGAGACAGCUUUUUCUCUGCCACCUUUUCCCCACCUCCCCCGGAAGUAAAAAAACACGCAAUCGCAAUAUGCAAACGUACAACGCAAAACAAUAACGAUAACUACAGUUAGUAAAUACGCACAAACACAACUUAUAUAUCUUACUGAAUAUAUACAUCGUUCAUGUACAAACUGCAUGUAAAAAAAUAGACAUAUACACAUACAUAACGCAGGAGAGACAAAAAUUAUGCGUACGGCGGUUGAUCUUUGAGAUGGGGCAGCCGAUAGGUUUAAAGUAACACAUACACAUAUAUAAGAUUUUUAGCGUACAUCCCACAAACCAGGGACGGGGAGAGCCAAUUCAACGCAACACAUCAGAACAUGCAAUAGAAACUAGGGUAAAUGCGACGGUAUUAGUACGGUGCAGGUCGUUCAGGCCAGCUUCGGCCACAAUCGGCUCCUAGCUGUAAGGACACCUUAAUGUGCGCACAUCCCUUACGGUACCGGGGGGAAUAACGGAUGCUGGGCGAAUAGAAAUCAUUACAGCGCGACCCUCAUAAACACAAACAAGCAAACAGAAAAUGCUGUAUGCGCAAUCUUAAUUACUGAACAGACAUACAACAGAAAAGGAAGAAGAAGAAGAAAAAACGCUUAACGCCUUGGAUGCGGCUAGACACUACUUUGUACAUUACUACGUCUGUGUAUGUGUGUAUUUGUUAAAUAUUCUUUUAAACCCUCGAUGUCAACCAUGCGGCCAUGGCGUUAUGAUCCAUGGCCGUUGGCUAAUGCAAACACAACAAACAAAUAAUAAUACAUUUUGAAAAGAAAAAAAAACACAUGAAGUGUAACUAUUUAUUUGUGCAGUUUCUUUGCGGAAGUGUUAUGGAACAGGAUGAAACUUACUUUCAAAAAGAUUUUGGUGCUUCGAUUCUUCGACAUUAUCUAGAGAGCCAACAAAGCGAUUCGUAUGCAGUCACGUGCAGAAUCCGUUUGAGAGCGUUUUGAGAGCUUUGUUUUGUUAUGUUUCAGCUUCAAUUAAGUCUAUGAGUUACAAAGUAAAGAAGACCAUUUAGUGAUCGAGUAGAGGUGAAUAUUAAUGUUUUAGUUCCUACUUAUCAUCCACAUAUUUUUUAUCAAAUUGUGGCGUCGUUCUAUACAUCAAAAGUAAGAAUGCUGCAUUUCUCAAUUAUUUAUACUAACAUCACAUUUAAUAUCUAUUUUGAUGGGGAAUGAAUAUGCUCAAAGUAAAAUUUUGUAGAAACGUAACAUAGGUCUCAAAUGUAUACGCGCGCGUACUAGAGGACAAUCGGAAUUUACUGUCUGCACAUGGUUUGGGAAGUCACAUCAGGAUUUAAUCAUUGAUGAUUGUAAGUAGCCAAUAAAGAUAAAUUAGGUUCACUUGCUUCGGAAGGCACUGUCCUGGAGCCAGGCGAUGGUACCAUUCAUUAGUUAGUUCCUGGCGAGCUACGUAAAGCAGCAGUCGGCAAAGUCCGGCCCGCUGCAACAUUAGAUCUGGCCCGCGAAAGGAUUUGCCUGAUUUUUAACGAUGGGAAAAAAACUACUCGUAUACAAAAUUACUGAGCAUGAAAUUUCAUUCCGUCGUACUUGUCCAUCGAUUAUCGUAAAAUGGUCUAAAAGACUAAUCAUUACUGGGGUUUUCAGAUGCUCUGAUAAUUUUGGGACACUUUCUUGACUCUUUCUUACGGGAAUUGAACUUUAUGCACCGAGAAGUGGACCUAUGCCUUACUUUUUGGACAGGGUCAUUUAAGAUACAAUAAAUUAUCGAUCCAAUGUUUUUUUUUUCUCUAGAAAAAUAUUGUAUAUAGUGACAAUGUAAAAUGAUGCACUUUUUUAUCUCAUAAAAAUCAAACCAAAUUUUAUGUGUCUGCGGAAUCGAUGUCUACAACAUCUUUUAAAAGUAAAAUUACAUCGAUCUUGACCGUCCGUAACAGCUUUUCAAAGUCAUUGCAAGCCGCACGCACAACUUUGUUAAAACCUUAUGGAUUGGAGCUGAAUCCUGUUGGAAGGAAAAACUGCCUUUUCCCAAAAGUAUUUUAGCGCAUGGCUUUAAAUGGCUGUUGACAAUGAAAAACAAUGGCAAUUCCUCUUUGGCCGAUAUACUUCCCCAAAUCAACUCAGGUAAUGAAUUUUGAUAUCAUUCGACUGCUUGUAUAUCAUGAAGCCGAUAAAUGUUGGAACCUCAAGUUAUGCUCCAUAAAUACGAUAAUUUUACUUGUUCAAAGCUACCUCCAUAGCAAUUAUUUUUUUUAUCCAAAAAAACAAUGUUGUGACCAGCAUGCGCUUUAAGUAGCAACUGAUACUAUUACAAUUAGUUUUAAUAAUAGGAAUUACCUAUCUUUAACCAUGUUUGGAUGAUAUUAUUAUAUAAAAACAACAAUAUCACCAAUCUUAUUGCUUGAUAUUAUUAUCAGGCAAUACCAUUGAAUUCGAUGGAGUAUGACCCGAUUUUUCAUGAUGAAACCAUGUUGGUCGUCUUGGGCGUGUGUAUGACUCGGUGAAUUCAGCUGAGCAUGUUCCGAUGCCAUUACUUACUUGUACAAUUUAUUUCACUAUUUCUAUAAGAGUAAUAUUAUCUUAAAGAUACGUACGUCCUUCUAAAGCCUGUGUCAGGGUAAGAGCGGGGACUUGUCAUCAUCAUCUUUAUAUAUAGUUUGAGGAAUAGGAUAUCCUUUCAUUUGGUUGUGCUUCAUACUUUGAUGAAAAUAUGGAGCGUUAUCAUCAAGUAAACCAUGUUUCACGUUCAUUUUCAUUCGGAUAUCCAUCGGCCAGCAUAUGUGAAGUACAGUGGAACCAAGCAUUACGAGUUUAAUCCGUUGCAGCUACUCACUAGUGAUACGAAAAACGUUAUGUUUUCCUUGCACAUAACGGAGGCUCAUUUCCUUAUGUGUAAUGCGGAAGGCAGCACCGAAAAAGUGCUGGUGUAAUAGUAUAUAUGCAUCAAAAAUAUGAAAAAUGUCUUCAUAACAGUAAUGUUUGGGAAGAAAUUUGCAGCUCACUAUUUCUUUGACGUGAUUAUUGAUUUAAUUGUAAUCGUGGCCGAAUGUUUUAUUCCCUUUAAUAUUUCCCAAAACUGAAUCCGAAUUGUUUUGUACAACUAACAUGCUUGUAGAGCCUCAGAUUCGCCCAGUUGAUGCUUACGGAAAGAAAUGAUAACAAUUUAUCAAUUUUAAACGAUAUUUUAUUGGGUUGUGUCUAGGUAGAGAUUGUUGCUCAGCUGGUAGACAUUUGUUUGUAGACUUUUUUAAUACCAAUUUAGAACUUGUGGUUAAUAUUUUUUAGCUCGAUUAAAAUUUUCAACGUUUACGAUGAAUUCAUUACCAUCAACUUUGAAACGGUGAAUUCAUUACUUGUACAUCACUUAUCCUGGCAAUAGUUGUAUAUAAAACAAUUCUUAAUAUCGAAACUCUAAUUUGCAUGUUUUUCUGCUUUAGGAGCAGAAGUACUCUACAACAGUGUUCUCCAACCUAUAGUCUGUAGCGCGAAUAGAUGUGGUCCGCAUAAGAUUUUUUUUUAAAGAAAUGCUUAUUACAACACAUAUCGUUAGAUGAUUUUUCCACAAUCAAGAUUACAUUUUCAACAGGCAUGUCUAGAACAAUAUUAAACAUUUUUUAUGAAAACCAUUAAAAAUACAAAACUCAUUUUUAUUCAAGUAAAAUUUUGCGGAACGAGCAACAAAAUUUCAAUUAUUAAUACAUGAUAAUCUUAUGGUUUGGCAUGGUAUAAGGCAGCGGUCGGCAAAAUUUGCGACCGAAAGAGCAAAAUUAUACAAAAAUCUUAAACCAUGAGCAAAAAUGUGUGAAAGUUCUUUGGAAUAUAUGAACGGUUAAGACAUUGUAAUGUUGUAGGUAUGAAACAUAGAGUAGAAAAAGAGAAUGAUGGUGCGACAGAUUUGAUGUUUAGACUCGAUUCUUCCGUGGCGACCGGCCGUAGAAAUGCCGUGUGGUAUUGUGCUGUUUUAGCAUUGUUUUGGCUCUUGAUUCUAUUGUUUUACAUUAUAUUAUAUGGAACAUUGCAUUUCGCCUAACGAGUUUUUCGAGUAACGAGUCAGUCACUGUAACGAAUUAAUCUUGACUUGAACGUUUGCAUUCAAGGUUCGCAUACAAUACUAAAUCCAAAAAUCACGAAAAAUAUGGCAUUCCAUUUCAGAUGCAUUCUCAUUACUGGCAUUUGUCAUUUUCAGCUGCAAGGAAUCUUUCUUUCCAUAUCCAACGGGAAACGGAUACGCUCCGGCAACGGUUUUAUAUAUAUACUUUUAUUUGAUUUAUAUUUUCGACAAUCCUUGAAACGCGGGCGGGCUAAAUAUGUUGCAAUCAAGGCGCGAACCAACAGGUAUGAUGAUAAAGAGAUAAAGGAUAAAGCAGCAGACACGCUGCUGCUGCUCUCCAUAUGUAUGUGCUAAGAGCUGUUUCACUCGGGUGCGCGAGCUCUGGAUGGUGCUAAGCGAUGAGAAAUGUAUGGCCAUAGGUGCUGUGGCGCUUGCUGUCUCUGAGACCUGUGGGCAGUGUUUUCUGUUUUUUUUUUUUGUUUUUAUGUUUUUCAUGUUGAGAUUUACCCCGUUAUGGCUAUGUGAUGUUGUUUCCUGGACUGUUCAUGAGUGCGAGUUUGGUCGUAGGUCAUA
Anopheles coluzzii is the source of this 10110-nucleotide messenger RNA. It is a transcript of the gene Tpst, whose product is annotated as protein-tyrosine sulfotransferase. The transcript has 7 exons. Gene Ontology annotation, biological process: peptidyl-tyrosine sulfation. Gene Ontology annotation, cellular component: Golgi apparatus. Lineage: Eukaryota; Metazoa; Arthropoda; Insecta; Diptera; Culicidae. The record is from RefSeq and is a predicted model, not a curated record. Gene Ontology annotation, molecular function: protein-tyrosine sulfotransferase activity. Bases 3237 to 4415 code for a protein of 392 amino acids.